AACACCUAAGAUGUGCAGAUAAGAGUGAUGCAUUACGAACUUAUAACUGCUUUUAUGAAAAUCAUUCUGAAUUAUUCAACUGCCCCUGAAAUGAGCAGGCAUAUGCAUUUAAAAAUGGAACUAGUAUUCAUCUACAUACUUGUGCACUUACACUGGAGCUGCACUGUAGAUACAUGUGGAGAAGGUCUAGACUGCAAAACUUCAGAUGUGUAUGACAAAACAGUGACAGCAAUCCCUGAAAAACUAAAAGAUAGAGCCAAUGAAAUAUUUUUUGUACACAGUCAGAUUCCUGAGAUAUCAAAAGGAGUUUUUUCUAAAAACCCUCAAUUAAAGAAAAUCGAAUUUCUUGGUACUUCAACUCACUCUGUAGAGGUUGGAGCCUUUGAGGGGUUGCCUGAUAUCACGACCAUUGAGAUAUCUGGCACAAACGUGACAACAUUACCUGUGGGUGUUUUUAAGGAUCUCAACAACCUUCAAAAACUUGGUUUAAAAAGUAACAAAAUACAUAGCCUUGAUAAAGGGUUAUUUGAUGAUUUAAAAAAGCUUCAGGAAUUACAACUACAUAUGAAUGAGAUCAGUUCCAUUGAGGAGGGGACAUUUGACAAUUUAGAGAGUCUCGUGAGACUCCAUCUUGCAAAAAACAACCUUACAUCCGUAUCGACAUCUCUUUUUUCCAAUCUUAAGAGACUGAAAACUUUGAGGCUUUAUGAGAACCAGUUGACUGCUCUACCUGAUGGCAUUUUUGAUAAUCUCCCUGAUUUGGCAGAGAUAGCCUUGCAAGGCAACCAAAUCUCCUUUAUACAACCAAAUUUAUUUCCACACAAAAGUAAUUUAACAAGACUCUUUUUGGACAAUAAUCUUUUAACAGAACUGCAGCAAGAUCUAUUUGUUGGUUUCUCUUCAUUAAAGAUUCUAACUCUGCACAACAAUCAACUCAGCAGUCUUCCCAAUACCCUUUUUGGAGAAAUGCUCAGAAUAACUGAAUUAAGUCUAAGCCAUAACAGUCUCACUCACUUACCAACUGCAGUUUUCAGUCCACUUAAGGAUCUAAAGAAGUUAGACCUUUCCUCAAACCAGAUUUCAAUUAUUUCUGCAGACUUUUUUGAAGGUCUUGAGAAAUUGACUGAUCUGAAUCUUCAAGAUAACAAUAUGGAGUCAUUAAAAAAAGAGGACUUUAAAAAACUCAAGUCUCUUAAAACGCUCAGACUGGGAAAUAAUAAACUACAAAGCCUCCCUGGUGAUGUUUUUGAUUCUGUAAACCUCAGUAAACUGUACCUGGACAAGAACCCAUGGAAGUGCGACUGUAACCUGUUGCCAUUCUAUGAAUGGAUGAAGAACAAUAAGGGCAAGAUUAAAUCAAAAGCUCCAGAAGUUUGCGAGUUUCCAAAAAAUCUGCUAAAUCAAUUAAUAAUUUCUUUAACAGAAGCACAAUUAAUAUGCCUCACACCUUCACCAAGUACCAUCCCUCUCAUCACAAAUACCGUUCCCAUGACCACUACUACAUCUGCUUUACUUAUAUUAUUUUCCAUUCUCUCUGCAUUGACAAUAUAGUAUGAUAAUUAAUUU
Carassius carassius (crucian carp) is the source of this 1566-nucleotide messenger RNA. Its product is annotated as leucine-rich repeat-containing protein 15-like. The coding region runs from base 28 to 1551 and encodes 507 amino acids. NCBI's taxonomy places the organism in Eukaryota, Metazoa, Chordata, Actinopteri, Cypriniformes, Cyprinidae. The transcript has 2 exons. The record is from RefSeq and is a predicted model, not a curated record. Gene Ontology annotation, molecular function: protein binding.